AAAAGGUGGUAAUAAUAUAGAGUGGCCAAGAAUAAGAAAUGCAAAGAAAAGGGAAGUAGAGAAGAGAGUAGUGACAGAGAAAGAGAAGAAGAAUGCCGCUAAGCUCGACGGCGAUCGGAGCCCUAUUGGGUUUGGGCACUCAGAUGUACUCCAAUGCCCUCCGCAAACUCCCUUACAUGCGCCAUCCAUGGGAGCACGUGUUGGGAAUGGGGCUGGGCGUUUUGUUUGUAGACCAGCUCUUCAAGUGGGAGGCCAAGGUCGAACAAGACCUCGAUAAGAUGCUCGAGAAGGCCAAGGCCGCUAACGAAAGACGUUAUAUUGAUGCAGAUGAUGAUUAGUGCAACAUUAAGGUUUGCUGAGUUUUUUGUGAAGAAAAUGAAGAAAUGUGUUGGACCUGUUCCCCUUGUUUUAUGAUUUCGUGUUGCUUUAUUUCUAAGGCUGUUAUAGCUUUUUCAUGCUGGUAUACCUGUUUUGAGUAGAAGGUUUGGGAAGCAGUCAAACCUGUAAGAAGGUUUCAUGAAUAAUAAAUUCAAUCGGAAUAACUUUUUAAGGAUCA
Molecule: messenger RNA, 556 nt
Organism: Arachis stenosperma
Lineage: Eukaryota; Viridiplantae; Streptophyta; Magnoliopsida; Fabales; Fabaceae
Exons: 3
Coding region: 93-338 (81 amino acids)
Source: RefSeq, a predicted model, not a curated record